This is a messenger RNA of Hippocampus comes (tiger tail seahorse), 946 nucleotides long. It is a transcript of the gene borcs7, whose product is annotated as BLOC-1 related complex subunit 7. The coding region runs from base 11 to 352 and encodes 113 amino acids. Gene Ontology annotation, cellular component: BORC complex. NCBI's taxonomy places the organism in Eukaryota, Metazoa, Chordata, Actinopteri, Syngnathiformes, Syngnathidae. The transcript is spliced from 5 exons. The record is from RefSeq and is a predicted model, not a curated record.
CCCUGCUCGCAUGCCGUUGUUAGCCCAUUGUAACCCAAACAUGGCGUCGACCGAAGCUCAACCUCGGUUUGGGCAGUCCGUUAAAGGAUUAUUAUCUGAUAAAGUGGGUUCUUGCAGCGUAGACGCGAUCGCAUUGACGCGCCAGGUGCUUAAAGUUUCCCGCAGCCAAGAGCUUCUCGGUCAAGCAGCCAGAAAUAUGGUUAUUCAGGAGGACGCCAUCCUACACUCAGAGGAUAGUCUCCGGAAAAUGUCCAUCAUCACUACGCACUUACAAUAUCAGCAGGAGGCCAUCCAGAAGAACGUGGAGCACUCUCAAAACCUGCAGGAUCAGCUGAUACACCUGCUCAAGUAGACGAGCACGUCGGGUUGUUUUUUUUCCAUACAGUCGUCGUAUCUCCCCGUAGCAAGAUAGCAAUGUUUUGUUUUGACGGGACACUGACAGCUGUGAGUAAUUCUGUUUAUGAUUGUGAUUGUGUAGGACAUUUUUGACAGUGCCAUGCCCCUUUCGAAUGUGCGCCAGUUCGUCCGCCUCAGGAUGAGGCAUUCUGAGAGAGAUUUUCUGUGUGUUUUUGAUCAUUUAACUUCCGUUUUGUGGGCGACUUACAAAUGUAUUCUCAUAUUCCGUUGUGAGCUUCUGUUGCUCAUCAUCCAGUUACAAGAAGGUGUUGACGCUGCACUUAGGCGUCGUACAUUUACUGCAAGUGUUCCUGAUCGUCACUGCGAUCGUAAAAUGUGACAGAGGAGUGGGAAGCGGAGCUGUGCUCUGAUGACUUCAUGUCCUGUACAUGUGAUCGUAAAACGCUGCAACAAUUGCUGAAACUGCUGAAGUUUAUAAUUGUCUUAAACAAGAUCGCACCUCUUCCGUUAAGGUACGCAAUUUUGUUCAGUGUUCACAUGGAGUUCAUGGGAUAGGCGUACAAAUGAACAAGUCAAUUUUUUAACCCUU